Molecule: messenger RNA, 987 nt
Organism: Desarmillaria tabescens
Lineage: Eukaryota; Fungi; Basidiomycota; Agaricomycetes; Agaricales; Physalacriaceae
Exons: 3
Coding region: 139-786 (215 amino acids)
Source: RefSeq, a predicted model, not a curated record
GAUGACCAAAUCCUGCGUUGAGAGUAAAAAGCUCUUCAGCUGUGCUGGACGGUGAGGCUAUGGCGUAAUGUCUCCGAACACGUUGAUAAUCUCUCGAAUCACCGGCGCCACCCCUCGCGUCGUCCCAUAUGCAAUGAUAUGUUGUGCAGACCAGUGAUGUCUCUAGCUGCCGCGUAUCGAGCUCGUCAACGUCCCACUUUAGAGGAUAAACAGCUGAUACUCGUCCAUUCUUGUCCAACCACAACCAACGGUGUACCGCUCCGACAACCAGCCAAUAGCCAUGCUAUAUUUGCACUUAGCAUAAAUCGACAGCACAGUCAGGUUCGAUUCACCUGGUGGAUGUGCCUCCUUUGUCGUUGUCCGCCUCCAUUCACUCCUCUGUUCUGUUCGCUCUUCGGUAACACCAACUUCUCUGCCUUCAACCAUGCCGAGACGUCGGCGGCGGUUCCGCUCGCUCUCUCCGAGCCAUCGUCUGUAGUGGAUGUUUUCACCUUCGAGCCGAGGCAAAAGCAAGGCCAUCGAUUAUCGGACAUCCGUUGCUCCUGGGAGGCUGCUGUUCCAAUUCCUGGUUUAGUCGUCGUAGGCCGCCGGCCCAGAGCAGUCGUUUCUUCGUCGUCUUACACACUCUCCGAAUACUACAAUUUUCAUCAAAACGAUGAAAGCUUGCGUGAAGGCGGAGUGCACAUCUGUUCCAGGCACGCGGUUUUCUCCUUCCGUGUUACACAAGAGUACGGCAUAGACUCCGAGUCGAAUAUAAUUGUGCUUGUUAACAAUCUUGAUCCCUGAAUUGGAUAUCAUUGCGCGAACCACGGUAUGCCAUAGCAUUCCGACCUUCCGACCUUGGGGCCUAUGGAUCUUUGGAGAUGUUUUAUGCCCUGAUUACGCUUCAUGGCCGUGAGAUCUCAUCAGAGAAUCAAAGUAAUUUUAGGCUUCUCUCACAACUCCGAGGCGUAAAGGAUACUCAAAAGAUGCUGGUCAAGUUUCAAC